Molecule: messenger RNA, 3540 nt
Organism: Closterium sp. NIES-65
Lineage: Eukaryota; Viridiplantae; Streptophyta; Zygnematophyceae; Desmidiales; Closteriaceae
Source: the annotation of a GenBank genome assembly
AUGGCUGCAGUAACAGUUGCCGCCAUGCUGGAUGAAUGGAAGGAGCUGUUAACCACGGAUGUGCUGUUGACCACCACGUACCAGGGCCUCAUGCCAAUGUUUCUUUCCAGAGAGCGCUAUGGACGCCUGCAGGUUACCUUCAAUCACGUUCGCGACGCUAACUUCGUCUGGAGCCAGGUUAUUUGCCACGAAUGCAUCAACGUUGACUUCAUUGAUCUCACCUGGCAGCACCCGGAGGAUGCGCGUUUCCUGCGUGAACGCGUGCUGAACCCCACGGCGAAGGAGGUUAUAAUCAAAGGCGUACCGGCGGAGAUAUCGGCGGAGCUGAUUCGCCGUUUGCUGGUGAUGUCAAAGCUGGUUAAACGCGGCAGGAGCGUGUUUGCCAGUGGUUUCGGCUUCCAUCGGACGGUUGAUCCGGUAUCAGGCUUGGACACGGAUCGCAUUCGCGGGCUGUUUGUCCCUCACGCUGACGACGAGUACCGCUGGCGUACCUUUGUGGAAGACCCCACCACACGAAAGCGCAUAGAGGCUGAAAUGGACGGGGAGGUGGCGUCAGGUGCACUGUCGGCGCAAAUCAAAACUCGAAAGGCGAAGACGGAAAUCCGAGAGGUAUCAAGGAACGGGAUCAUCUCUACGGGGGUGAAGGAGGUUCUCACGGCGGCUACGGAUCAUUUCCGCGAAGCCUUCAGUUGCACAAGCGGAGGAGUGGUGCCUGGCAGGACGGCCCACCCCGUGCAACGGACACUGGGAGACAAGAGCAGACUGGCGCUAAGUGCACCAUGGUCGGAGGCCGAGGUACGGAAGGCGGUGAAGGAACUCGCUCCGAGAAAAUCGCCAGGAGCAGACGGCUUGCCUAAGGAGCUUUUCGACCAUAACUGGGACUUGCUGGGGCCGAUACUGAUGGAUCUGGUGAGGAGGUUCACGGAAGGAGAAGAGCUGCCGCACAGUGUCUCCACAGCGGUGACCAUCCUGUUGCAUAAGAAGGGCGAAAAAAACGAGUUAGGGAAUUAUCGGCCGAUAACGCUUCUAAGAACAGUGUACAAGAUUAUCGCAAAGGUGAUGGCGAGCAGACUCAAGGCAGUACUACACGAGGUCAUCUCGGAGGACCAAUAUGGCUUCAUACCUGGUCGGCAGCUGGCGGACGCGGUGUCGGUGGUAGCAGACGCCAUUGAAGCAGGUGCUAACGGGAAGGAGGACUGGUAUCUGAUGAUGAUCGAUUUUCAGAAGGCCUUCGACUCAAUAUCGCGUGAUUACCUAUUCGGAACGCUACGGAACCUGUGUUUGCCGGAGGAUUUCGUGGGAUGGACGAUAGGUUUACACAAAGAAGCGGGGACAUGUCUGCACAUCAACGGAUGGACAGGGGACAAGGUGGCAGUGGAAAAGGGCGUGCGCCAAGGCUUUCCGCUGGCGCCGUACCUUUUUCUCUGCGCGGUAGAACCGUUAUGUCAGGAGAUCAGCAGAGCAAAGCUGGGGAUCGGGAAGAAAGGCGUGGGGAAACUGGCGUACCUAGGGUAUGCUGACGAUACCUCUCUCUUGCUACACAGUGUGGAGCAGCUGGAGGCAACAGCAGGGGUGCUGUCAGCCUUCGGAGAAGAGUCGGGGCUGAAGGUAAACAAGGGGAAAACGGUCAUCUUCCCGCAGGGGAAGAACCGGGGAAAGACAGCGCCGCAAAACCUGAAUUACAAAUGGGCGGACAAGGAAGAACCGGAGCGUCUUCUGGGGAUCUGGAUUACGCGGAACAGUGACCCGACUCCAUCCUGGAACAAAGCGUUGGACAGGGCAAAAGGGGAGUUAGCGAAGUGGGAAAUGCAGCAUCCGACAACGUCAGCAAGGGUCACGAUAGUCAACAGCUACAUUGUGCCGAUCUUUCUCUUCCAGGCACAAGUUUACCUGCCACCAGAGGCCAUAUGGAAGAAGAUCCACAAGUUGUGCCACACCUUCAUCUCGAAAGGAGAAGCCGUGGAAGAGAAGCAAUUCAUCCUCUGGAAUUAUCGGCUGGUCUGUACGCCGCGGAAAGACGGGGGAUUGGGGUUGAUAUCUCCCGAAAAACGGGUCGACAGCAUCGCCAUCCGCUAUGUCUGCAAGCUGGUGCUGAAACCAAACUCGGUCAGGAAGUGGCUGGUGGAGAAAGCGGCGGAGAUGCCCCUGGAGCUGGACACAAUCUUCGCACACAGGUCGCUGCUGGAUCACUGGGAGAAAGGGAGCGAGCGGUGGAAGGAGUUAAUUGAAAAAUUCUGGGUCUCUCCGCUAUGCAAACCACGGGCUCCAACAAACCGCUGGGAGGUGGAACAGGUUCAUCUGGCGUUCAACCCGAAUAUCCCCUUCAGAGGCGCGAGCCCCUUCGGGAACCAGAAAGGUGCAGAGGCGUUACUCGGCAUCCGCAUGGGAGACCUGAUUGUUAAAGCGCGAGACGGAACAUGUGAGCUCAAGAAGCUGGCAGCACUGGCAAGGGAGCUCGGCUGCAGGGAGAAGGCGAAGUGGGCGUUGAGGGCUUUCAACGCAGCACCAGCAACCUGGAAGGAGAUGGUACACACGAAAUUGACAAGCGAGGAGAUCGUGGCUACGGUGAAGCUUCUACGGUCGAGCAAUGGCGCAACUGGUGGUUUUACCUACUGGAAAGUGGGCGAAGCAAGAGGCGACACGGUGGAGGGGAUACUAUGCGAUAUAGGGGACGGAGGGCACUUCUCACCCUACGAGGGAAACCUCAAGAUGUAUUUCAACCUGCGUAGCGGGGUGCCGAUGUUCACGGAAGGGAGUGCGUUCCUGGGCCCCAUGGGGGACGUGCGGACGAAACUUUUGCUCUCAGCGGCAUGCGAAGGAGGGGAGCUAAUCACGCUGAAAGGGAUAAGGAAGGUGCUGGCAGACUCGGCCGGACCACAAGAAGAACAAAGGAGAUGGAAAGGACAGAGGAGGGUGAUCAAGUGGGACAGAGUCAUCGAACAGAGGGACUCCCUGGUCACCCGACGACGGGCACGUGAAAUCCUCAUACGGCUCCACUGUAGGAACCUGCAAGUGGGCUCGAGGCUGUUUUUCAUGGGGGUGGUCUGCCCACACUGCCAGGGAGAGGAAACCCCAGAUCACUGCCUCCUUGACUGCCUGGCGGUGCAGGGGGUGGCGGAUGUGAUGAGGCAUGGACUGGAAAUAAUGCGCCCGGGCCUAGCGUGGCAGGAUCUGGAGGAUCUGCUCUUCAUGCAAAGAAGCACAAGGUCGGGCUUUCCAGAAGGGACAUGGAUUGCAACAUUCCUGCAUCAAGUAUGGUUGGCAAGAUGCAACGCGGUGUGGAGGAAUGAAGGCUUCCAACCUGGGAAGGUGACUCGGCAGGCGGUGGUAAAGUUUGUCGCACAUGCGAGGAUAUACUGCGCGGCGCGCAGAGAAUCAGCGCGGUUGAAGGGACAUGCCUUGGACAGUGACUGGGCGUACCUGGCAGACAACGAGGCAGUGGUGAUGCGGCGUAUUUGCAGCAGUGACCCACCGCUGGCGUGGAGGAUCGGCUUCAGCUCUGUGUGGGACAACCCCAGGCUGACACAUCAGCCAUCGUAG